AUGGCGCAAAAAGUCCAAUCACUCGCAGCAGCAGGCAUAGCAAACAUGUCCUCCGAGCCCUACGUCAAAUUCGAUGACGAAGGCGUCGAACCCAAGAUCGAAAACGAAUCAGAACUUCAGAAUCAGCUCUUCGAUAUCAUCCGCCGCACACAGGAGCAUAACUUUAGCAUGCACAGGCACGCAAUGCGAGCUACACACGUCAAGACCCAAGCGAUUGUGAAAGGGCAGCUGACGAUUUUACCUGAUUUGCCAACAGAGCUUGCUCAGGCGAUCGCGUCUCCAGAGAACGCGAAACGAGCACAUUCAGUAGCCAUCCGCUUUGCAAACGAGCCAUCUUUCUUACAGGAUGAUCGCGCGCCAGGACCGCGAGGCUGCGGUAUGAAGGUCUUCGAUGUAUCGGGUAACUUUAUGGAUUCCCAUGGUUCGAAAACAAAGACUCAAGAUCUCACUUUCAACAAUGCGCCACUCCUUGAGCUACGAGAUGUAAAGACUACCGUUGAGAUCUUUACGAUUCGAGAGCGGCAUUUUCGCGAACCAGAGAAGAUUGGGCUGGAGUUGGAUAAGCGGAGUGAUAGGUCGUUGCAGAAGGCGCCGAUGCAGCUUCCCAAUCAGCAUUUUCUGAGUUAUACGAUGUACUCGCAGUCGGCGUAUCGGUGGGGUCCGUAUGUGGUGAAGUAUGCGCUGUUUCCGACUGGGGAGUAUCAGGCUGCACUCGAGAAGUCGCAUAAGAUUACUGAUUCUUCGUCACCGGAGCAGCAUUCGAAGUGGUUAAGGGAGUGGUUUAGAGGCACUCAGGAUGCGACGUAUGACUUGAGAGUUCAGCUGUGUCAGAAUUUGAGGGCACAAUCAGUUGAGGACGCGAGUCUUGCGUGGGAUGAGACUGCUUUUCCUUACCGGACUGUGGGGAAAUUUGUGCUGCCUGCUGGGCAGGAUGUGUUUUCGUCUGAUAGGAGGACGUUUUGGGAUGAUCACAUGAAAUUGAAUGUGUGGUAUGGGCUUGAGGAGAUGAGGCCGUUGGGAAGUGUCAAUCGAUUGCGUAAGGAGUUGUAUCAGAGAAGCGCUGGAUUUAGGGGACACAUAAAUGCUGCAGAGUAUACGGAUGUGAGCAGUGUUGAUCAAAUACCAUGA
Molecule: messenger RNA, 1128 nt
Organism: Lithohypha guttulata
Lineage: Eukaryota; Fungi; Ascomycota; Eurotiomycetes; Chaetothyriales; Trichomeriaceae
Exons: 1
Coding region: 1-1128 (375 amino acids)
Molecular function (GO): heme binding
Source: RefSeq, a predicted model, not a curated record